AGAUCAACGAGUGUGCUGAACCGGGCGGAUGUCCAGAGAACGCAAUUUGUGUUGACCUAAUAGGAAGAUGUCAAUAUACAUGCAAGAACGGCUUUGAAGGAGUGACAUGUUCUGGUAAGCAAUUAUUGAUCUUUGAAAUAGCUAAGGGGUUAGAAAGUAUUCCCACAGUGCAUGUGCUCUCCUUAAUAAAUACAUCGGAUUUCUAAUAGACUACAGCCUAGAUUUAACUUAUUUUUCAACAUAACAACAGGUAAUCAGAAUAUCGAUAUAAUUUAAAUUAACUCUAAUUGGUUGAUGUUUUAAAACUAUUAAGUAGGCAGCUAGUUUAACUUCAAGUCCGGAACGAACAAAUCAUGGUGUAAACAACGAGAAAGCUUCUCUAAAUUACUUAUUGGGUACGGGCAGUUGCGAGUAUAUUAAUAUUGCAUUUGAGAUUUACUGGUAUAAUAUUGCAUGCGAGAUAUACUGGUAUAAUAUUGCAUGCGAGAUUUGCCACCUGUUUUGAAACAUUCAUAAAAUAUAAAACUAGUGGUAUAUUUAGCCUGUUAAUUUAUUGAAUAACAGUUAAUUUUUUUAAAGUUUUUAAAACCUAAGACGAUAAUUUUGUUUGCAGACAUCAACGAGUGCCAGACAACACCCGGGGUUUGCGACGCAAAUUUGGAAUGUCGAAAUCUCUAUGGAAAUUAUUCUUGUUUCUGUCCAUUUGGUCAGUGGCUUAUCAAUGAUAACUGUGCAG
Molecule: messenger RNA, 736 nt
Organism: Paramuricea clavata
Lineage: Eukaryota; Metazoa; Cnidaria; Anthozoa; Malacalcyonacea; Plexauridae
Source: the annotation of a GenBank genome assembly